AUGCGUCUUCAACUAUUUUCCAGGAUUUCGACAGCUCAAUGGCGAGUUUACAGGAGUCUCAAAUUCCCGAGACAGUUCCCCUCCUCCUUCAGCACUACUGCCAGGGCCCAAGCCAUAAAACCGUUCCUGCUUGCGGAUAUUGGAGAGGGAAUCCGCGAAUGCGAAAUCAUUCAAUGGUUCGUCGAGCCUGAAGCUCGGGUCGAGGAGUGGGACAAGCUUUGUGAAGUACAGAGCGAUAAGGCUUCUGUGGAGAUCACCAGUCGCUUUGCCGGUGUCAUCAAGAAGCUGCACUAUGAAGCUGGAGAAAUGGCGAAAGUGGGGAAGCCGUUACUGGAUAUAGAUAUACAGGGAGAUAUCAAUCAGGAGGAUCUGGAAGCUUUGACUGGGACCGGCGAAGGGACUGGAAUACAGCCAGAAAAGAUGCCUCAACAAACAUCUCCAGAAACAAAACCUACACAGCCAUCGUCAGAGAAGCCUUCGCCAAAAGGAAAACACGCAUCACUAGCAACUCCUGCUGUAAGACAUCUGACCAAAGAGUUGGAUGUUGACAUUCAGGAUGUCCGCGGGACUGGUAGAGACGGUCGAGUCUUGAAGGAAGAUGUCUACCAGUUUGCGAAGGCACGGGAUAGUGCUCCUGAGACUGGCUCUGGUAGCCCAGCAAUUACUGCUCCUGCUUCGAGUAGUGGCCCUCAAACCGAAACACUGACUCAACUAUCAAAUACCCAGCACCAAAUGUUCAAGACCAUGACCAAGUCUCUGACAAUACCGCAUUUCUUAUAUGCAGAUGAGAUUGACUUCUCAGGAAUAUCAGAACUGCGCGCUAGACUGAACAAAGGUCUGGUAAAGUCCCCAGUCAAUGACAUUAGCAAGCUCUCCUUCCUGCCGUUCAUAAUCAAGGCGGUGUCUAUGGCACUCCACCAGUACCCGAUACUCAAUGCCAGAGUGGAUUACGACUCGAACUCGUCGAAGCCCGUACUGGUCAUGCGAAGUCAACACAACGUCGGUGUAGCCAUGGAUACCCCCACAGGACUCAUCGUCCCUGUGAUUAAAAAUGUAUCCAGUCUCAACAUUCUCUCUAUUGCUGCUGAGCUCAACCGGCUACAGUUACUCGCAUCCAAAGGCAAAUUGACGAGUCAAGACCUGAGCGGCGGUACUAUUACGGUCUCAAACAUCGGCAGCAUAGGAGGCACAUACGUCUCCCCGGUUAUCGUCGACAAGGAAGUGGCCAUCUUGGGAAUUGGUAAGAUGAGGACGAUACCUGCUUUCAACGCCGAGGGUCAGAUGGUCCAAAAACAGGUAUGCAACUUCAGCUGGAGUGCAGACCAUCGUGUAGUAGAUGGUGCAACUAUGGCCCGAGCGGCAGAGGCGGUCAGGGGACUCGUCGAGGAUCCGGGAAUGACCAUAAUUCAUCUGAGAUGA
This is a messenger RNA of Drepanopeziza brunnea f. sp. 'multigermtubi' MB_m1, 1419 nucleotides long. RefSeq lists its product as uncharacterized. Gene Ontology annotation, cellular component: cytoplasm; mitochondrion. Gene Ontology annotation, molecular function: lipoic acid binding; acetyltransferase activity. Lineage: Eukaryota; Fungi; Ascomycota; Leotiomycetes; Helotiales; Drepanopezizaceae. The record is from RefSeq and is a predicted model, not a curated record.